Messenger RNA from Salvia splendens (bonfire salvia), 839 nucleotides. RefSeq lists its product as uncharacterized. The coding region runs from base 196 to 600 and encodes 134 amino acids. The record is from RefSeq and is a predicted model, not a curated record. Lineage: Eukaryota; Viridiplantae; Streptophyta; Magnoliopsida; Lamiales; Lamiaceae. The transcript is spliced from 5 exons.
AAAGGCCAUAUAAUUGAAUGACGCACAUAUAACAAAUUAAACCUACAUAUAAUAGCAAUUCGUCUUCUUCCAUCUGCCGCCUCCAGAAAUUCUUCUGCUUCUUUUCCGAAAUUCAUUCUCCCCCAAUUGAUUCUUCCUCCAAGAUCUUUAUCGUCCAGCCUGAACCGGAAGAGCCAAGGAUUGAUUUAACUUGGAAUGGAAUCAAUGGAUGCAAAAGAUGUCCUGGGCAACAAUGACAUAGAUGAUGUUCGUUGGCUCUGUUCUUUAACCGAAUCUGAACUUGAUCUGUUAAUUGGCCUAAAGAAUUUGGUAAAUAUGCGAGCUAAUAAAAUUGGCCAUGAAGAUUUGGCAAAGAAGUUUGACUUGCAUAUGCUGCGGACCUUCAGUUUCAUCUUUAUGGAACAUUUGAAAGGACAGCAAAAAGAUUUGCCAGUAGCUUCCAGCAACUUACUUAAACAAAGCCUCAGUGGUAGUUUUGCGAGCAUGACCGCUGAAGAUUUACAUUUAUAUUUGUAUAAAGAUUAUAGGAAAAGGCAUAUUUACAAGUUUUUCCAGGAAAUGCCUCCCUCCCAAGAGCAAAAAUUAAAGCGAAAAAACUAGAAAGUGAAGUUUCAAAGAGACUUGUAGUACAAUAUCCUCUUGCUCAAACACUCGUCACCAGUAUUGAAGCUUGUUGCUUGUUCAACCAAAAUGCAUGAGAUGUGUGCAUCGUGCGACUUAUGAACCUCUAUGUGGUUAUCUAAUUGUUAAAAAAGGGAUCACACAAGCCACUUGCUAUAUGUUAGUUACAGAAUUUGAGUGUAAGUUCAUUUCUUUGCAAUUUAUGUUUUAUUUUUCUA